AUGAUCGAGGAAGGCAGCAAACGAGGCAAGGCCAUGGUGGAGAAGAGGCAGCUCUUCAUGGAAAUGAGAGCUCAAAACUUCGACGUAAUCAGACUGUCGACGUACAGGACUGCCUGCAAACUCCGGUUUGUGCAGAAGCGAUGCAACCUUCAUCUUGUGGAUGUCUGGAACAUGAUCGAAGCCUUUCGUGACAACGGGCUCAACACGCUGGACCACAACGCUGAGAUCAAUGUGUCGCGGCUGGAGACUAUCCUGUCUUCCAUCUACUACCAGCUCAACAAGCGGCUGCCCACCACCCACCAGAUCAAUGUGGAGCAGUCCAUCGGGCUGCUGCUCAACUUCAUGGUGGCCACCUACGACAGUGAAAGCCACGGGAAGCUGACGGUUUUCUCAAUGAAGGCCAUGCUGGCGACGAUGUGUGGAGGGAAGAUUGUGGACAAACUACGCUAUAUUUUCUCACAGAUCUCUGACUCAAGUGGAGUCAUGAUGUUUGCAAAGUUCGAUCAGUUCCUCCGGGAGGUGCUGAAGCUCCCCACAGCCGUGUUCGAGGGGCCUUCUUUUGGCUACACGGAGCAUUCGGUGCGGACGUGCUUCCCUCAGCAGAAGAAGAUCAUGUUGAACACGUUCUUGGAUGUGUUGAUGGCAGAUCCUCCCCCUCAAUGCCUCGUGUGGCUGCCGCUCAUGCACCGACUUGCUAAUGUUGAAAAUGUCUUCCAUCCGGUGGAAUGUUCAUAUUGCCGGAGUGAGAGCAUGAUGGGUUUCCGGUAUCGGUGCCAGCAGUGCCAUGGCUACCAGCUCUGUCAGAGCUGCUUCUGGCGUGGCCAUGCCAAUGGUCCCCAUAGCAACCAGCACCAGAUGAAGGAGCACUCGUCCUGGAAGUCUCCGGCCAAAAAGCUGAGCCACGCCAUCAGUAAAUCUCUAGGCUGCGUCCCCAUCGGAGAGCCGCCGCAUCCCGUGUUCCCCGAGCAGGCUGAGAGACCACAGGAGCUCACCCACACUGUUCAGCCGAAACCAGUGGCCAACAACAUGAACGACACAAUGCUCAUGUCCUCUGGGGCACCUACUCCUACCAAAAGUGUCUUGGAGAGUCCCAGCCGGCUAGAUGAAGAGCACCGCCUCAUCGCUCGCUACGCUGCCCGCCUGGCAGCCGAGGCGGGCAACUCCACACAACAGUGUCCUCCAUCAGAUCUGAGUUUCAACUUCGAUGCCAAUAAACAACAGAGGCAGCUGAUUGCAGAGCUGGAGAACAAAAACAGGGAGAUCCUCCAGGAGAUCCAGCGGCUGCGUUUGGAGCACGAGCAGGCCUCUCAGCCGACCCCAGAAAAAGCCCAGCAGAACCCCACACUUCUGACGGAACUACGGCUCCUCAGGCACAGGAAGGACGAGCUGGAGAGGCGCAUGUCAGCCCUGCAGGAGAGCAGACGGGAGCUGAUGGUGCAGCUGGAGGGACUCAUGAGGCUGCUAAAGGAUGAGGAGCAGAAGCAGGCUUCCCAGUCUGGAGGCUCCCCUCAUUCUUCCCCCAGCCACGGGGCGGGCUGUUCCAUGCCCAUGCCCAUACGCUCCACCUCGGCUGGCUCCACCCCGACUCACACACCGCAGGACUGCCUGGCAGGGGUGGGAGGGGACGUGCUUGAGGCUUUUGCUCAGGGUGUACCUAGAAAUCUUCGGAAUGAUCUAUUAGUUGCUGCUGACUCGAUCACAAACACGAUGUCAUCACUUGUGAAAGAGCUCCACUCAGUGGAUGAUGGAGGAGAUGAGGAGGAGACCAACAUGAGGAACGGUGGGGACAGAGGCACAGUGAGAGUACCGAAGCACUGAGGAAGAGACAACACCAUUUCACCCUCUAAGGAC
Molecule: messenger RNA, 1851 nt
Organism: Chelmon rostratus (copperband butterflyfish)
Lineage: Eukaryota; Metazoa; Chordata; Actinopteri; Chaetodontiformes; Chaetodontidae
Gene: dtnbb
Product: dystrobrevin, beta b
Exons: 18
Coding region: 1-1818 (605 amino acids)
Biological process (GO): synaptic signaling
Cellular component (GO): synapse; plasma membrane
Molecular function (GO): zinc ion binding
Source: RefSeq, a predicted model, not a curated record